Messenger RNA from Bicyclus anynana (squinting bush brown), 3637 nucleotides. RefSeq lists its product as uncharacterized. The record is from RefSeq and is a predicted model, not a curated record. Gene Ontology annotation, biological process: RNA polymerase II preinitiation complex assembly; transcription initiation at RNA polymerase II promoter. Gene Ontology annotation, molecular function: transcription coactivator activity; RNA polymerase II general transcription initiation factor activity; protein heterodimerization activity. The transcript is spliced from 9 exons. Lineage: Eukaryota; Metazoa; Arthropoda; Insecta; Lepidoptera; Nymphalidae. The coding region runs from base 177 to 1826 and encodes 549 amino acids. Gene Ontology annotation, cellular component: transcription factor TFIID complex; SAGA complex; SLIK (SAGA-like) complex.
UUAAUCUGUGCAUUUAAUUCAAUUCAAAAGUAAAAUUGCGAAGCUUUUGUACAUAUUCGAAAAGAAAUAUUUUAACACUGUAAAUAGCUAUAAAUCAAAUAAUAGCGUAAUCACGCUGUUUUAAACUUUCUAAAUAUAAUGCUCUGCCCGUUAUUGUAAAGUCAGUUGUUUGAAAAAUGUCUAGUUUAUCUUCUGUGUCUAAGAAUCACUCUAGGAAACAGAAUAGUUCUCGCGAACGUUAUGAACGCGAUAGAAACAAGUCCGUAGCUUCUGAGUCGGGAGGUUCCAGCCAGUGUGACACGCCACCACUUAUUGAGAAGGAUGGAGCUCCCGCUCAAGGCAAGUUUGCAGGCAUUGGACCUGACUCGAUACUGUGCAUGGCAGAGCAAGUUGGGGCAGAUCUCAAUACUGAAGCAGCCACCAAUCUUGCUGAGGAUGUUAGCUACAAACUAAGACAAACUAUUAGUACAAUUGCGUUGCACAGUGAGAUGAUGAAGAAGUCAUGUGUGGACGGAUGGGAUGUGAACUCAGUGUUCACUUUGUCUGACACCAGUCCGGUGGUUGGUGCUACCGCAGCGCUAUAUGCGCCAGUGGGGGAGGAGAAAAUAUGCUGUGAAGUGGAAACAUUAAUCAAUGUAGCGGAAUACGCGAUGACAACACAAAGUUACGUUUACUCGACGUUGCCCACCGUGUCAGUGGAGUGGAUCACUGACGACAGAAGUUUAGCGAACAACAACAACAUCAGUAGCAGCUUGCAGACGUAUUUUACAAAAAUUGCCAGAGCGAUAUUAAGCUUAAAGAAGAAUAUCAGACAAGUGGCAGUGGAGGACCUAGCGCGGAACACACGCAUCGGCCCAAUAAUACCGAAUCUCUUCAAUCUGGUAGUGUUGGUAUUAAACGAUGACAACCUGAACGCUUUGAAUGUGCCGACAAAGAGGCCGCUGCAGUCCAACGUGUUAGACAUGGUGGAUGCGCUGUGUUCUAACCCCUGCAGCCUGGACACUAAUAUACAACAACAGUUUCAAAGGCUUUUUCCAGUGAUGGUCUCGAAUAUACUGGGCAAUGGAGUGCUGGCGGAGAAAAUGGUCGCUCUCUUGACGAAAAUAACACGAACCUGGCCUCAGUUCAUCACUGUGGGUAAAGGCAUCCUAUUCGACUACCUGUCGCAAGGCACCAAGGAGCGCCUGUCUCCGCCCAUGAUGCGCUGUCUAACCGCGCUGGGCCGGUGCGCGCUAGUCGAGUGUCUGGGGGACAGUCUGGACUAUAUCGACGACUAUAUCCACCACUCUAAGCGGGGCAAUGCCUCCGAACUACGGCAGACUAUACUGGAUGCAUCCACAUGUCUGCUAAGAUCUGAGCCGACUACGUUUUUGGAAGAUUAUGUGAUGACAGAUUAUAGCAUGUACGAAAUGUUAGGGGAUUCCGUUCUACCUAGGAGAACAGUGUUUCCUAUAAGAGAAUCGACACCGAGUGACACAAACGUUUCAGAGAAGACAUCGGACGACGAAUUCGGUUACCAGGCCCACAGGCCCAUACUAAAACGACCAAAAGUCAGACUUGUGACACACAGAAAAACAAACACAAGCAUACACAGAGACGCUGUGUUCGAACCCACAAAAUUCACAUUGAAAAAGAAACUUAUCACAUUAAGAAUAAAGAACUGUCGAAGUAGAGACGUUUGCAAAAGAAAUCAUGAUAGAACUUUGUGCAGUGUACAUACUAGUAGAAUAAACGGUAUUGUUAUAGCCAGUGGACUAUUAAACAGAUUUAGGUAUAGAAUAAGUAAAUGUAAUGAUUUUCCAAUAUAUGGAGCUUUAAUACUGUGAAAUUAUUUUUAUGUGAUGCCAUUUUCUGUAUAUAACGGUGGAGCCACAUUGAUGUACUACGCAGACAUUAUUUGACAGAUUUGUCAAAUGAAAUCAUUAUUUGUUUGUCAGAUUGAUAUUUGAUUGUAUAUUGCGGUUUAUGUCUUAUUUUCUUAUUCAGUAUUAAACUAGCGGACGCCCGCGACUUUAUCCGCGCAAACCCUAUCCCAACCCUAUCCUACAACCACUCUACCAUUCCCCUACUCGACCCCUUACACUACCCUCGAUCUAACCUACUCCUACCCUACCUCUGCCCUUUCCCUACUCUUAGUAUCCUAUGACCGUCUCCUGGUUCUAAACUACCUCUACCAAUUUUCAACCAAGUCUGUCCAACCGUUCUUGAGUUGUAAAUAGUGUAACUAACACGACUUUCUUUUGUAUAUAUAGAUAUAGAUAGACAUUAAGGACUAUUUAUCUAGAUGUCGCCCAAUAGUAAUUCAACCGUUAAAUUAUUUUAGCCUUUAAUGUGAUCACGAGUUUUUUUUAUUGAUAUCCAUCAGAAUAACAGCGAAAUAACGACAAAAAAUCAUGACAUUUUUUACCAGGGAAGAUAACAAUUAUGACAUUUUUAACCAGGAAGGAUAAUAAUAAUGACUUGUUUUACCAGGAAAGAUAAUAAUCGUGACAUUUUUUACCAUGUAAUAUGCAGACUAUGAUGAUGUAUUUGACCAGUGCCUAAAAUAAGUCUCUCUCGUCACAAGUUACUAAGCCUAGUAGUGGGCCGAUUUAAUUUUUUUCAAUUAGAAACAAUGGCGUUCACUUUACUCCUAGACUUAUUAAUAACAGGGUAUACAUGACGUCAUGAAAUCAGUAAGGACGUCAUGACAUGAUGACAAACAAUCAUGUAAAAAAAUGAUAUAUUAUGGAACGAAACAAUCAUGACAUAAUUAACCAGUAAGCCUAGCAUCCCAAGAGAUUCUAUCGUGAAGAGAAAAAUAUACCUAUUGUCGACCAAAAGCGACAGCAUCGAAAAUAUCGUUCGUUGUCUUUCGUUGCGAUGGAUUGAAAGAGAGAAAUCAUAGAGCAAUGUCAUUACUCUACAAAAGAUAAAUAUAGUAUACCCAUACUAGGCCUACAGGACAGAAAAAUAAUCAUGACAUUAUUAACCAGCAAAGAUACCAAACAAUCAUGACAUUAUUAUCCAGGAAAGAACAAACAAUCAUGACAUCUUUAAGCAGGAUGAAAAAAAAACAAUUGUCAUACUAAUAAUAAAAAUAAGUAAAGUUUAUGGUAUCAUAUGGGGUAAUCUUUUGAUCUACUGAGCCGAUUUUGAAAAUGCUUUUACUAAAGCCCCAUUAUUUAUAUUGUAUGUAUUUUUUCCCCGUAUCCUCACCGAAACGGGAACUACGCAGGUGAAACCGCGAAGCGUCGGAUAGUGUUUUAAUAAAUCAAUCUUAUCACCGAUUAAGUAAAUAAAUAAAAUGAAACGUAACCUAAAGUAAGAGCGCGUCUAAAGUGUUUUUCAGAUAACAUGGGUACGGUGACAGUCGCCUGUAUGACGUUCAUAAUACGUACUAUUAUCGUGAAUCGCGACAAACUUUCAAGGGUGAAACGAACUGUCACCCGCAACAUCCUACAUGAAACGAACUGUGUUUUUCGUUAAUAUUUUGUGGGCGCGCAUGGACUGAAAUUCUGAAAUAAAUUUCUGAAAUAUUUAAAUAGCGCAUAUUACAAUUAGAACUGUUUAGUAUUAAGUAAGUGUUACAUUAAUUAUAUUGUUGUAAUAUAUUUAUGUGGUUCUACUGUAUGAAUUAUAAUUUAUUAUUUGCUUA